Molecule: messenger RNA, 5367 nt
Organism: Pseudopodoces humilis (Tibetan ground-tit)
Lineage: Eukaryota; Metazoa; Chordata; Aves; Passeriformes; Paridae
Source: RefSeq, a predicted model, not a curated record
AUGACUCAGGUGCCUGCUGACUACCUGUCAACCACCAGCUCCUACAACUAUGAGCCACCCCUCCCCUCCGUGGCUCGGGCCAGCACCCUCACCAAGGUCCCUCCAGCCAAAAAAAUAACCUUCUUCAAGAGUGGAGACCCUCAGUUUGCAGGAGUCAAGAUGGCCAUCAACCAGCGGAGCUUCAAGAGCUUCAACGCGCUCAUGGAUGACCUCUCCCAUCGGGUCCCGCUGCCGUUCGGGGUCCGGACCAUCACCACCCCACGAGGAAUACACUGCAUCAGUGAGCUGGACCAGCUGGAGGACGGAGGCUGCUACCUGUGCUCCGACAAGAAGUACGUGAAGCCCAUCAGCAUCACCUCUGGGGGACACAGGCCGGCCCCGCCACGGAACAGUCGCCCCUCCAGCACCAUGAGGAGAGCGGCUCAGGAGGGAAAGCUGGAAGAUUAUUCCACACCUUUCACUCACCAUGGCCCCAGAAUACCCAAGAAAAUUACUCUGGUUAAGAACGGGGAAAGUGGAUUUCGGCGCUCCAUCAUCCUGAACCGCAGAAAUGCCCGGAGUUUCAAAACGCUCCUGGAUGAGAUCACAGAGAUCCUGCAGUUCCCAGUGAAGAAGCUCUACACUGUUGAUGGGAAGAAGAUCGACAGCAUGCAGGCCCUGCUCCACUGCCCCAGCGUGCUGGUGUGUGUCGGCCGGGAGCCAUUCAAACCUAUAUCCAUGGAGAAUUUGAGGAAACACUCGGUGGAGAAGCUGCCCAACCUGCCUCCCCGCUCCAACAAUGGCAACAAUGUCAACGAGAACAAUGACAGUAAGAAAACCUCGGGGCCGUUGAACUUCGGACUGAAAGCCAAAAAAAGCGUUAUCCAUCCACGGUCAGCAUCCAGCAACAGAUCGAUGAGAUUUUCCUUGUCAUCAGAAAAGUCAUACCCCAAUGGCCUCGUGGCCUCUCCAGACAACGGGGCACCCUUCUCCAAUGGCUGCUCUCACCCAAAAGCUGGGGACCUGGUCCAGUCCUUGGUCAACGAUGACAUCGAGAAGCGGGUCCAUGUGAACAAGGAUGGGAGCUUGUCCGUGGAGAUGAAGGUUCGCUUCCGUUUGCUCAAUGAUGAGACUUUGCAGUGGUCCACUCAGAUCAAAAAGUCCAACCUGAUGAACCGGCUGCCUUGUGAAGAGUCAGGAAUGGAGGAGGACAGUGGACUAGAUCCCCUACAGAAAAUGAACCCAGAAGCCAGCUCGGAAGCAGAUGAUUCUUUAUAUCCCUGUGAUAUCGAUUCCUACAUGUCCAAACUUGAGGAAUCAGAAUGUGACGAGGCCCACUGUCACAGCUGUGGAAAGAAACACCAGGACUAUGACAUUUGGAAGAACCCCAUGCACAUGUCCCAGAGGGAAGAGCCCAGCGUGCGAAGCACCUGGCACACACGGUCGUCAUGCUCCAGCACAUCUUCCCGGAGAAGAGUAGUCCACAAAAAAAUGACAUCUGUAGAUAGCAUCCACACCACAUCCAGUGAGGAAUUCUCUGAGCACAUUGUGAGAGAGUCCUCAUCCUACUCAGAGACUAUAAAGAACAGAGUGGCGUAUCGAUCCGUUAAAAAGUGUAUGUGCCGAAGUGAUUUAUCUACCGGUGCUUCCAAUGGAGAAGAACAGCAGGAAUACACUCAGACAAGCACAGGAAACAGCCAGAGGCCUUCAUCCUUGGGCUUGAUGUCACAUUCAAGCUGUGAAAACAACCUGGAUACUCAGGACACCCCUGAAGACCAGGAGAUCACCAAAAUAAUUUCACAAAAUGAGGAUGCAAAUUGUUUUGAAGCUUCCUCUGUGAAGUGCUUGAAGGAUGAGGAGGAAGAGGUUGAAAGCAGCAGAGUUGGGAGUGUCAUGUCCAGGUCAUCUCUGCAGUCCAAGCAGAGCAAGAAGAACGUGUGUGAGGAAACGAGCAGCGUGGGCAGGAGCAUGUCCUCCUCAAGCCUUCAGAAGGCAAAUCAGGGAGACAACAGCCAGUGCUCCACCCCUGCCAACAGCGUGCACAGCAAGUCCAGUAACUGCACCACACCAAAAGAAAAGACUGAGCAGAGUGACCCCUCUGAUGACAACCCAGUGGUGUCCUCUUUCUCCAGUGAGUCCUGCCCCAAGAAAGAGACUGAAGAGGUGGAAGCAGAGCAGGAAGAAAGUGAAGUCAAUGAAGUCAGCUCAGUGUCAGCAAAAACAAAGCCAAGCCAGUCAAUCAGGGGGAAGCCAAAAAGAAAAAACAUGCGUUCAACCAUGUUGAAGAAUUCCUCCAUCAGCAGCAUCGGCACCGAGUCUGUGCUGACCGCAGGAAGAGAGCAGAAAGAAAUUGUGGAUUCCUCCAAAGCAACUUCCUAUGGUUCUAAAUCCACUGCAGCCAAAGAAGUUGGUCAGAAUAAUAAAGAGACUGAUGCUUUUUGCAGCAAAAAAACAGAGGAAGAGGUAGAAGACACAGGUGUUCAGGAGGAAGGAGGUGAUUUAAUGCCAUCAGCUCUACCAAAUACAUCUCCAGAAGAAGUUGUGCAAGAAUGGCUCAGAAAAAUCCCUUCAGAAACGUUGCUUAUGAAAUACGAAAUGGAGGAUGACGGAGAGGAGGAAUGUGCAGAGUCGACCACUGAGGUAUCACACUGUACAAAUGCCGAGGAAGCCCCAGAGGAGGAAAAAGCUGAGGAAAAGAAUGAGGAGGAGGCUGAAAAGGAUGAAGGAAAGGAUGAAGCAAAGGAUGAAGCAAAGGAUGAAGUGGAAGAAGAGAAAGCAGAAGACACAGAUAUUAUUGAAGAGGCUGAAGAAUGCGUGAACCAGGAAGAAAUCUCUGAGAUUGCACCUGAAGCUGCUGAAGCUGAGCAGGCAGAAUGCAACAAGUCAGUUACAUCCAGCCAAAAUAACAACAAGAGAGACCUGCCAACCUCUGUCCAGACGUCUGUCCAGAUCAUGAAGGCCUUGCUCAGUUCAAAGCAUGAGACCAAAUUUGACCGAUCAAACAGCUUGCCCGAAGUGUCCCCCACAAUGGGGAGAAAACUGAGUAAUUCCGCUAACAUUUUGAUUUCUUGUCUUGCCAGCCUUCAGCUCCUUGAUGAAGAGUCAGAGGAUCCAUCAGAAAACUCAAAACAUUUGAAUAAGUCAAGGUACACAGAGCUGCUAAAUAUUUUUCAAGCCCUCUGGUUUGGGUGCACUGCUGAAAGGAGCGGCCCAAGUUCAGGCCAAGAGGCAAGCAAGCCGGCAAAGCCAGUGUCUGGGUCUAAGGUCCCAAAAUCCAUGGAUCACGCCUUCACUGCCAUGUCCUCCUCUGGGGUUGAUGUUUGCAGUGGCUCUGGUGGCUCAGGAGAAGAGUGCACAGCUGGUGCCACAUUGGUGGCACAGAAAACCAUGGAAUGCAAAUCAGCCGAGCAAAUGGAAAAUGCAGAGACUGGCACAGAACUGACUGAGGUUGAGGAGCAAAGUAAAGAGGAAGAGCAGCCAUCCCGCCCUUCCACAGCCUGCUCAGAGGCAAAAGGUGAGGGAAAAGCAGAGUCUGCUAGAGAGGAGUCUGUAAUCCAGGAGGAAGAAGAGAAUAAGGAGGAUCAGGGCGGUAACUGUGAGCAUGGUCAGGAGGAAGGGGGAGAAAAUGAAAAUGAAGAAGAAAACAAAUCAGCUGAAACUGGAGAACAGGAAAAAGCUGAAGCUGUGAAUGACGAAGUCCCACAAGAAAAGCCUGAAGAGGAAGCUGAUCAGCCAGAGACCACUGGUGAUGCCAAUGUUGGUGAUGCUGAUGUCAGGACAGAGCUGAAAGAUGAGUUGCAAGAGCAGGCCCAAGAAAAGUCUCCAAAUGACCCUGAGCCCAAAGUCAAUACACCCACCAUUGUGGACACAUCCAUUGUCCAGCAAAACUCCGUGGAUCCAGACCCAACCUGGGUCCUGAGACUACUCAAGAAAAUCGAGAAGGAGUUCAUGGCUCACUAUGUCAAUGCCAUGAAUGAGUUUAAAGUCAGGUGGAACCUGCAGGACAACCAGCAGAUGGAUGCAAUGAUACUGGAGCUGAAGGAGGAAGUGAGUAAAAGGAUACAAAAGAGCAUAGAGAAAGAGUUGAGGAAGAUCAAAAGCAGGGCUGGAAGGAGGAUGCCAAGGCCUCCAGAAGAGCCACCCACACGUGAGUCCAAACUCCAAACUGAGCAGAGGAGAUGGCGACUUCAAACUAUGCAUAAAAAGUCCCUCUUUGGAGACAAGAAUGGUGCCCAAAUGAGGCUGGAGGAGACGUCAGACUUAUCAUUAGAUGUAGACAAUGACUUUAACCUUAGUGCAGCCUUGGAGGACAGCAUUAACAAACAAUCCAGUGAGGAGGAAUAUUGUCCAUGUGACUCCUGUGUGAGGAAAAAACUGGCUUCCAGGCCUGCCAGAGCCCCUGUGGUGGCCACCAAUGCCCCAGUCAUGAAAGCCUUUGAUUUGCAGAAAAUCCUGAGGCUGAAGAAAGAUGACAAUGAGGAAGCCAUCGUUGCAGAAGCAGCCCAGGACACCAAAACACUUCCCAAUGGUUCUGUGGAGGAAGGGGCAGAAAAUGAGGAGAAGGAUGAGGAGCAACCUCAGACAGGUGAAGGUGAAAAUGAAGCUGAAGAAGCAGAGGAGCCAGAGGAUGAGGAAGUUGUGGCUGAUGAUGAGGCAGAGACAUCAGAAUGCAGAGGAGAUGCUGAGGGCUCUGGAACUGACAACAAUCCUGAAGGAGAUGCUGUGGAAGGAAAUGAAGAAGCUGAGCAAGAUGAAGCUGAGGCAGAAGAAGAUGCAAAACCAGAGUCAGGAGAUGAGGCUGAGGAGAAAAACAGUGAAGGAGAUGAGAAACCUGAUGAGAAUGGUGAGGAACCCACUGGUGAUGACCCUGACAAGGCACAUGAGAAACACGAAGACCAAGGCAACAGCAAAGUUUCUGAGAAAGCUUCAAAGCCCAAAGGCAAGAAAACCAGCAAAAGGUUAGAAACUCUGAAAAAAUCCACAGCCUUUUCUUGUUAUUCUUCUGUUGGAAACUUCUCACAGCAAUCCCAGAAGGGGUCUGAUGAUGAAGAGGAAAGAGUAGAUGAAGAAGAAGUAGUCGAAGAGGAAGGAAUAGUUGAAGAGGAAGCAGUAGCUGAAGAGGAAUGCAAAGGUGAUGAUAGCCCCGCUAGCGACCACCCCAAUGGAGAGGUUCGAAGUGAUGAGAGCUCCAAGCCCUCCCAGAUGUAUCCUGACAGUGAGGAAGAGGAAGAGGACAAAGAAUCUUCGGGUUCUGAUCCUGUGGGAGAUGAGGAGCAGCCAGAUACUGAAGGUGCAGAGCCAAAGGAGGCUGAAAACACUGAGGAAGUUCAGUCUUCUAAAAAGAAAGAAAACUCUGAUGAGAUUGACCAGGAUGACCUGGACUUCUAG